Macadamia integrifolia is the source of this 2330-nucleotide messenger RNA. Its product is annotated as protein ACCELERATED CELL DEATH 6-like. The transcript is spliced from 3 exons. Lineage: Eukaryota; Viridiplantae; Streptophyta; Magnoliopsida; Proteales; Proteaceae. The record is from RefSeq and is a predicted model, not a curated record. Gene Ontology annotation, cellular component: plasma membrane. Gene Ontology annotation, molecular function: protein phosphatase regulator activity; protein phosphatase 1 binding. Bases 149 to 2185 code for a protein of 678 amino acids.
CUGUAUCUCUUACAAUUAUAAAUUGCCUUCCUAAGUAUUGUAGGAAACAUUGUGGACUCCUCCCUCCGUUCCUCUUCUCCUCCCACCUAAAUCCUAGUGCUCUCCUUGUCCGGUCCUUCCUUCUCCAUCCCACCAAAAUCCUUGUGUAAUGUCGACUAUUUCCAUGGAUCCUCAAGUCUACAGGGCUGCAAAGCUUGGUAAAACUACACUUCUCCAGGAUGUAGUGGAUGAAGAUUCUAGCCGACUGCUGAGAGUAACUCCAAAUAAGAACACAGCCCUUCACGUCUCUGUGAGGUUUGGUCACAGAGAGUUUGUAAAGAAAGUGUACUUUGCUCUUCUUCAACACAAUUCAAGUUUAGAAGGCAGCACGGAGUACAGCAAAAGCCUAUCUCUUCUCACACAGGUGAAUUCAGAAGGUGAUACUGCCCUUCAUGUAGCAGCCAGAGAAGGCCACGCUUCCAUUGCUAAAUUUCUAAUUGAAAAGAUUAAGCCUUGGCCUUCUGACCAUGACAUUGAAAGUGGAAGUAGUAGUUUACUUGUUCCUGAGAAAAUAAGGAUGAGAAAUGAAAGCAAAAACACAGCCCUGCAUGAAGCUGUGCAAAGAAAUGACCUUGAGAUGGUGAAGUUGCUGACUGAGGUUGAUCCUGAUUUAGGGCAUCCCAACUAUGAUGUUGAUGUGGAUGGAUGUCGGGAGUCUCCACUCUAUUUGGCUGCCAAAGAUGGACACUUGGAUAUUCUCAACCAUAUCUUUCUCAUUUGUCCAUCUCCAGCUCACGGUGGACCAUAUGGCCGGACAGCUUUACAUGUGGCUGUCGUUGAGGAGAGGCUAGAUGUGGUGAAAAUACUCUUAGAGAAGAAGGGAGAAGUACUUGUGAAUAAAGCAGAUAAAGAUGGAAGGACGGCUCUCCACUAUGCAGUGUCCAAUAGAUAUAAAAACGUCCUCGAACAGUUGUUAUCCAAUAGAUACAACAUCCUCAAGAUAGUACAACAGUUGUUAAGGCAUGAUACUUCCAGUGCGUAUAAAUUGGAUAAAGAUGGUCUCUCACCACUUCACAUAGCUGCACUUGAAUCAAGCAUUGAGGUAUUUCGAGAACUCAUCCAAUGGUGUCCAGAUUCGGGGGAGUUGCUGGACAACAAGCGUCGUAAUGUUCUUCACUUUGCCGUGAUGAGUAAGGACUUCAAGAAAAUCUGGUUUGCCUUCAAGCAGCAAGAGCUUCAGGAACUCAUAAACAAGACAGAUGAUGAUAGAAACACCCCAUUACACCUUGCAGCAACACAAGGCUUUAUCUGGCAUAUUAUAGCUUUUCGUUCAAAUAGAAGAGUAGACGUAAAAGCGACGAACAACAAGGGUCAGACAGCUACUGAAAAUUUUCAAUUGAUCCCUUUCCAAUGCACAAUCUUUUCUUUGAUUCACCAAAUGUGGGCUAGAAUUUGGUUGCCACGGGAUGCAAUAGGAGUAAGAGGAGAGAAAAAAUGGAUGAUAGGAGUAAACAAGGAGCAAUUGCAAAUACGCUCUGACCACAAAGAGAAAGAGGAAGAGGACGAGGUGCAACUAGGCAAUAAGCCAGAGAAAGUUGCAGCAACAACAACAAAGAUUACACAGAGCCAAAAGGAAAUGGGGCAAAUCCUCCAGAUAGUAGCGUCUCUUAUUGCAGCUGCGGCCUUCACAGCAGUUGUACAAGUCCCCGGUGGCUACAGUAGCAAUAAUGGAAAGCCGAUACUCCAGGACAAUGGACACUUCCAAAAAUUUAUACAUUUGGAUAUUGCUGCUUUGAAUCUGUCGAUUUUUAGUUUGAUUCUCUUGUUCACGGCCUCACUUGGCGAACAUUUAUAUUCUUCAUCGUUGGUAAUUUGUACAGUUCUUGUAUACCUCGCCCUUAUCUUCUUUACAGGAGCGUUCCUGGAGGGCUUGAUAGCAGUAUUACCAAGUCAUGGCUUUCCUGAUUUUAAUCGUUAUGAGAUUUCAUUACAGACCUUUAUUUCAAGCAUUGGAGCCACUACUUUCACCCAUACUGUGGGAAUUGUAGUGUUCCUCGUAUGGCUUGAAAUUUUGAUUUCUUGCACGAUUUCAUUGGAUUACGUUCAACUUAUAACUUCUGCAUUUAUAUAUUACCUUCAUCCUCUUUUCCACAGAAAGAAGGAAGAAGAAGAAGAAGAAGAAGAAGAAGAAGAAAAUGUGUUGUAGUUUUUUUCUGUAUUUGCUAGAUUGGUAUUUUGAAGUGAUUAAUUGUGUCAAUGUAUUCCUAAGUGAUUAAUUGUGUCAAUGUAUUCCUGUGAAUGAUCUUCUGUUUCAUUUUAUUGGAAAUCAUAUCGUUGUGGUUUGUCCCACA